UCUCUGUCAUCUCUGCAGUUUCUGGAGAGGCUGGAUUUGAGCUUCAACCGGCUGCGCUGGCUCCCUCAGGACUUCUCUCGGAGGUUGUCCUCCCUCCAGGAGCUCCGGCUCGACCACAACCUGCUGCAGCACAUAGACUCUGCUGCCCUGCAGGACUCUGAAAACCUGAGGAAGCUGGACCUCAGUUACAACCGCAUCCGAGCCAUGGAUGCCAAGGCUUUCACCAGCCUGUCUCACCUGAACCUUCUCAACCUGGAGGGCAACAGGCUCAACGUUCUCCAGGACGGCGUGCUGAGCCGACAGCAAAGCCUGGAGGUGCUGCUGCUGAGCCACAACAACAUCUCAGCCAUCGAGUCCGAAGCUCUGGCUCCUCUGCGAAGCCUCACUGUGCUGGGUCUGCAGGGAAACAUGCUUCGGCACAUCAGGUUCAAGACCUUCCUGAAGCUCCAGACCACUCGCACCCAUCUCCAGAUGUCCCUGAACCCCUGGACCUGCGACUGUGAGCUGCAGCGCGUCUUCGGCAAGAUCCAGUAUGUUCGUCAUCUACACGUGGAGGACUACAAGGACAUCAUCUGUCAUUCUCCUUCUCAGCAGGCCGGCAACUCGUUGGCUUCUCAGGACAGCCAGCUGUGUGUGCUUGAGACGGCCUCGGUGCUCGUCAUCACCAUCACGGUGAUGCUCGCCGUGAUCGGGACGCUGGUCAAAGCGGAGCGCAACCGGAAGAACAAACAGUUGGUAAGUGAAGCAGAGGCUCAAGAAAAGAAGAAUGACGGGUAUUAA
This is a messenger RNA of Stegastes partitus (bicolor damselfish), 780 nucleotides long. RefSeq names its product protein slit. Lineage: Eukaryota; Metazoa; Chordata; Actinopteri; Pomacentridae. Gene Ontology annotation, molecular function: protein binding. The record is from RefSeq and is a predicted model, not a curated record. The annotation marks the transcript as partial. The transcript has a single exon.